AUGGGCGAGUGCAAGGCGUGCCAGACGCCCAUGGAGGAGAAGAUCAAGCUGUCAAAGGACAGCAUUGCCCCCUUGGUGGACGCCACGAGCUAUCGGAGCAUUGUCGGCGGGCCGCGCUACCUCACGCACACGUGGCCGGACAUUGGGUUCGCCGUGGGGUACGUGAGCCGGUUCAUGGCGGAGCCGCGGGAGGUUCACCUCGCCGCGGUCAAGCAUCUGCUCCGCUAUGUGGCCGGGACGUGUGGAUACGAGCUCGUCUACCCAAGGCGGAACACAGAAGCGCUGGAGCUGAUCGGUUUCAGCGACAGCGACAUGGCGGGCGAUGUCGAUGGACGGCAGAGCACCACAGGCAUGCUCUUCUUCCUUGGGGCGUGCCCGAUCUCCUGGCAAUCAAUGAAUCAGAAGGUCGUCACGCUGAGCACCUGUGAGGCAGAGUACAUUGCAGCGGCGACGGCAUGCUGCCAAGGAGUUUUGCUGGGGUGGCUGCUGGCAGAGCUCACCGGAGAAGAAGCUCGGGCACCUGUCCUGAUGGUGGACAACCAGUCCGCCAUUGCUUUAGCAAAGAACCAUGUCCACCAUGACCGGAGCAAGCACAUCGACACCAAGUAUCACUUCAUCCGUGACUGCGUCGAUGGUGGACAGAUCAGGCUCAAGCAUGUCGAGACUGCUCGACAGCUCAGGGACAUCCUCACCAAGCCACUUGGGCGCAUUCGACUCACUGAGUUGAGGACCAAGAUUGGGGUUGAGUAG
Panicum virgatum (switchgrass) is the source of this 750-nucleotide messenger RNA. Its product is annotated as secreted RxLR effector protein 161-like. Bases 1 to 750 code for a protein of 249 amino acids. Lineage: Eukaryota; Viridiplantae; Streptophyta; Magnoliopsida; Poales; Poaceae. The transcript has a single exon. The record is from RefSeq and is a predicted model, not a curated record.